UUCCCACCUUGAUGGAUCGUGUCCACAGUACUGUUAUUUCCGUCAGCACUUGAAGGCAACAUUGGUCGCUACUGUUUACUAGCAAUUCUGCUGCAGCUAGCUAGCUUUACCAAACUGAUUUGUCACAGUUGCUGUUAUAAAGGAAACUAUGAAUUAGUGGAGUUUGGACGAAUGACUUGAACCAAGCUAGCAAUGUGUUUAAUUCACAUAAUUUCUAACGAGAUUAGAGUUAGUUUUAAUGUUAAACAGGUAGUUAAGUGCUAAUAUCAGUUAGCACCGAUGGUCUCUGGACCCUCCUUCUCGGUUUCUGACCUGAACUUAGUUACCAGCAACUAAGUCCCUUUAAUAGAGCAGAAUUUAACUUUUUAAUCGCCUUUUUGUCAUUGUUAGUCUACCAGGUAGCUUGUUACUUUUGUAUUUAAAGAUGGACAAGUUUCUAAUGCGGCUUCCUAAGGGGGAAACACCUACAAAAUCGAAAAGCAACGAGAAGGUUUACAAACAAGCUACAAUUGAAUCUUUACGGAGGGUGGUUGUGAUUGAGGAUAUCAAGCGCUCAAAGUCCAUCUUGGAGCUGCCAGAACAGAGCAAAGACAACCUGCUGACUGCCCUGACAGAGCUGAGCAAGAAGAUCCCAUCCAGGGAGGUGCUCAAGUCCACUAAAAUAGGUCACACUGUCAACAAAAUGCGGAAGCAUCUGGACCCUGAGGUGAGUUCAAUGGCAGCAAAGGUUUACACUGACUGGAGGACAUUCAUUGAGGAGAAUUCCAAUAAGCCGUCUAUUGAAGUUCGCUCCGACAGACAAUCUGAAGGACUCAGGAGCAACGCUAGAAGACUAAUGUCUGAGGCCCUGGAGGUCAAGGAGGACUCUGGUCUUAUAGACAACAUUGAGAGAGAAGUGUUUCACCGCAGCUCCCGGUUAGUCAGCAGUUCAUACAGACGGACUGUGAGAGCGCUGGUGUUUGCGUUCAAACACAACCCUGAGAUCAGAACUCAAGUGAAGGACAACACGAUGUCAGUCAACCAGCUGGUUUCCAAGUACAAGAAAUAACUUGUUGUUACCUGCGCCAAGGAGGUUAUGUUUUCCUUUCAGUUUGUUUGUUUGCCGGCAGGAUUACGGAAAAAAAGACUCAACCGAUGUUCAUGAAACACGGUGGAAGGGUGUAUCAUGGGCCAAGGAAGAACCCAGUAGAAUUUGAAGCAGAUCCAAAUCACGAUGCGGUUACACAAACUAUUUUUAAAUAUUAAGUUUCCUAGUUUUACUUUAAAUGUGUCAAGGUUUUUAGACUCGUACACAUUUACAUUGUAUUAACAUUUUUAUUAUUUUCUGUAAAGGAGAUAUAAAAUAUUACACUUUGUGUCAGCAGCCUUACACUGUUUGAUGUAAGUCACAGUCAAGAAUAAUGUAUUGUUGGUAGCGAUGCCAUCUCUCCUUUUGUUCUGGAAUCAUGAAUUGUUUUGUUGACGAUCUGUUUUUAUACUAUUGGUGAAGAUUGUUUAUACAAAAUAUAAUUGAAAAUAUGACAACUUAA
Messenger RNA from Cottoperca gobio, 1529 nucleotides. It is a transcript of the gene tceanc2, whose product is annotated as transcription elongation factor A (SII) N-terminal and central domain containing 2. Gene Ontology annotation, biological process: DNA-templated transcription. Bases 425 to 1048 code for a protein of 207 amino acids. Lineage: Eukaryota; Metazoa; Chordata; Actinopteri; Perciformes; Bovichtidae. Gene Ontology annotation, cellular component: nucleus. The record is from RefSeq and is a predicted model, not a curated record. The transcript is spliced from 4 exons.